AUAGACAUUGUAGGGUUACAAGGCAACGUACAUACACGGCCACAAGGUCUCAUCCGAGAUUCGGUUGGUGUGGUAGCUGCUGACGAUAUUUUUUUUUGUGUCCUGUUUGUCCUCGUACUGUGUUCUAGAUCUUCCCGGAACCCAGAUCGGAAGGCUUGUUCUUCGAUAUAAACCAUACGGUUCCUUUUCACCUGUCCCCCUUCUACCACUUACAGCGCUGGGAAGGAAACCAACCAACCAUGCCAUCGCCAAGCUUCGCCAAUUACACAGGCACACCAGCAGUAGCAACAGAAGCAGCAGCAGCAGCAGCAGACAAGUUCCUCCCGGCCCUACACCACGCCGUCUCGGGCUCCGCCGGCACGCUCAUCUCGACAUGCACUCUCUACCCUCUCUCUCUAGCGAUUACCCGCCUCCAAGCUCAACGACAAUUUCGUCGGGAGGAAAGACUCAACAGCAGCAGCAGCAGCAGCGCCAGCAGCGCCGGCGACACCACUCCCACAGGUCCGAUCGGGACCGGGACCGGGCCCGGGGCACCUCCGGGUCCGGCGCGGGAGUCUACGCACGCCGGAAUCACCGAGGCCUUUUCGCGGAUCUGGAGGUCCGGUGGCGGGCCGAGAGCGCUCUAUACUGGCCUAGCUCAAGACGCAGCCAAAUCUGUCUUGGACUCUUUCCUCUUCUUUCUCUUCUAUGAGUGGUUCCGGAGCGUCGGGCUCGCCGCCGGUGGCCGUGGGCGGAGGAGGAGAGGGGAUAGGUCGGUGUCGGGGCUGGGGCUGGGCGUCCUUGAGGAAUUGGCUAUUGGUGUGGCGGCUGGUGCCUGCUCGAGACUCUUCACGACUCCGAUCGCCAAUGUGGUCACCCGCAAGCAGACGGCCUCGCUUGUCGACGGCGAGGGGAGGGAUGCGGAUGCCAGCGUCCGGGAGAUCAUCGAAGCUAUUCGGAAGGAGCAGGGUCUCGCGGGGUUCUGGUCCGGAUACUCGGCUAGUCUGGUGCUCACUCUAAACCCGAGUAUCACCUUUUUCCUUCAGGAGUUCCUCAAGAAAAAGACCGUCUCAGCCGAUAAAUGGGAUAACCCCGGCGCACACAUGACGUUCCUCCUCGCGGCUAUCAGCAAGACCAUCGCCAGCACCAUCACAUACCCGUUCCAAACCGCCAAGACCCGACUGCAAAACGGCGUCCCGGCCGCGCCCAAGAGCCCGAACGGGGAUGCAGCACAAGCCCCCGAGGGAGCAGUCGAGGCCCCCACGCAGGAGACGCAGACACACCACGUCACCUUCGACGAGCCAAUAUCUCCCAAGACAGAAGUCCCCCGCAAAGUCUCCUUCAAAGAGAACGUCGCACCGCCGGAGCGGCUCCCCAGAGGCGAGAGAGACUACAAAUCGGACGCGCUACGGGCGGUCCAGGACUUCGGUAAGAGCAGCGUCUUCGGCACCGCCGUGCAGAUCGCGCGCGCCGAGGGCGUCGGGGCCCUGUACGACGGCAUCUUCGGGGAGCUGGUUAAGGGCUUUCUGGGCCACGGGACCACGAUGUUGGCUAAGGAUGUCGUGCAUAAGCUGCUUUUUAAGCUGUACUUUGUCGUCGCGGGCGUCUUGGCUGAGAUCCGGGCGCGCAGGGCUAGGGCUAGGGCUGGAGCUGGAGCUGGAGUUCGGGGUAGGACUGAGGCUAGAGCUGUUGUUAGGCCGGUGACUAGGACCGAAACUCGGACUGAGACCGUGGUUGAGACUGUGGUUAGGAGCGCGCCGGAAGCUAGGAUGGAAGCUGGGCCGGAGCCUAGGGCUAUAAUUGAGGCCCCGAUGGCCCCGAUUAAGGCCCGGUCUAGCACUCCACCACCUCCGGUACGAAUGUCCUCGCCUCCGCCAUCGCCGCCGUCCUCAUUACUAGAAUCACCACCACCAUCACCACCAGCGUCUCUACCCGAAGCGCCAACACCACCCCCUCUCGAAUUCGAAUCCGAAUCCGAAUCCGAACCCCCCAUCCCCUUCGCCCUCCCCCCUCCUCCUCCACCACGCCUACCCUCCCCCCCACCACAGCGCUCCUCCCCCUCUCCCCUCCGUCUAGCAUCUCUACCGCCUCGCCGCCCCCCAACCCCUCCGCCCUCAGAGCCGCAGCACCAGCUCCACUCGCUCCGGUACCGAUACGAGCGACUCCCGUCUCCCCCGCCGACGCCGUAUCCCGCGGCGGGCUACGGCUAUCGCUGGAGUAGUAGUCCGCGGAAUCAUAGCGGGGGACGGUCGUUUCUGGCUGAGGACGGGGAUGUGGAUGUGGAUGUAGAGGAUGGUGGGGGGAGCGUGGUGGCGAAUAUGAUUGAUAGGACGCAGAGGGGGGUUAAGUAUUAUUGAUGAGAUGAGGAUGAUGAUGAUGAUGAUGAUGAUGAUGAGGGUUAAUAUUGGGGUGGGGUG
Messenger RNA from Daldinia loculata, 2396 nucleotides. RefSeq names its product mitochondrial carrier domain-containing protein. Lineage: Eukaryota; Fungi; Ascomycota; Sordariomycetes; Xylariales; Hypoxylaceae. The transcript has a single exon. Bases 240 to 2336 code for a protein of 698 amino acids. The record is from RefSeq and is a predicted model, not a curated record.